Molecule: messenger RNA, 792 nt
Organism: Parastagonospora nodorum SN15
Lineage: Eukaryota; Fungi; Ascomycota; Dothideomycetes; Pleosporales; Phaeosphaeriaceae
Exons: 3
Coding region: 1-792 (263 amino acids)
Source: RefSeq, a predicted model, not a curated record
AUGCCGUACAUAUCGAUGGACGAAGGACCUUUUGUUCGCCUUGGGUCGAGCGUGCACAGGCCCUCGAUGCGUUGUCUACGUCAACUGUCCCAUGGCCCGAUCAUCACCAUCUCUCUCAUCAAUGCUUCUCCAUCGAACCCAGCGAAGGGUACAUACUACUUCUCUGUGGUAAAUGGAACGACAGAGUGGAUGAACAGCAUCACUCCGCCCAGCCAGUUUAGCACUCUCAUCACGAAGACACCCGAGAUUACACCGAUCAUCUCAUCAGUGUCUGUUGCACCAUCAUCCGGAACAUCGCUCACUUUCUCAACUGUACCUAGCACAACUUCGCAAUAUGCUACACCUCCGAGUAUCGCAACAUCGUCGCUCUCUACGCUGCCUUCCAGCACACUUUCCUCGCCAUCCUCUGGCACGAUUUCCAGCGUCACAAUAACCGCAACGAGUAUCGUUACUGGAGGACAGACCACAAUUAUAACCAGAGUAACCGAAACAACAAUUGAAGGUGCGCCGCCUCGACCGACCAGCAUCACGUCCUUACCGAUCACUUCUACUGUUAUCACAACGCUCAUAAGCACAACACCAAAUGGCUCCACCACAACAUCCGUUGUCACUUCACCACCACAAAUAUUGUCGUUUCGCCUCCUGCAAGCCCUUCCACACUUUGACGAGUACGAUUUCGAAUACUCCGACCAUGAUCACAAGCAUAAUUUCGAGUGUACAAACCACUACGAUGACUUUGCCUUCUACGAUGAUGAUCAGUGCUCCAUCGUCGCCAAUAUUACCUUCGACUAG